AUGUUACGACCACAAGCCAACAGAGCUCGCGACCUCGUAUCGCUAGAUGGUAUUUGGAAUUUUGCACUCGCCAAAUCUCACGACAUUGAAGGCGAGCAAGCAUGGAAGCAGCGAAUUUCACCAGAGCUUCAAGUGCCUGUUCCCGCCAGUUACAACGACAUAUUUGCUGAUGAAACCAUUCGCGACCACGUCGGUUGGGUCUACUAUCAACGUCAAGUAGUUAUUCCUCGUGGCUGGGUUGCACCACAGCGUCUGUUUCUACGUGUAGAUGCUGCGACCCAUCACGGUAGAGUUUACGUCAACGACAAGUUUGUUGUUGAGCAUAUCGGCGGUUACACCCCGUUCGAGAUUGAACUUACCGGGCUUGUCGAGCCAGGGUCAGAAUUUCGUCUUACAAUUGCUGUCAACAAUCAACUCACCUGGGAGACGAUACCUCCAGGUCGCAUUGAGGUUCAAAGCGAUGGAUCACGGAAACAAAGCUACCAGCACGACUUUUUCAACUACGCUGGAUUAGCCCGCUCUGUCUGGCUUUACUCAGUGCCAGAGGUCUUCAUUAGUGACAUCAGUGUUGUCACCGAUCUGCUUGAAGAUGGUACCGGCGUUGUUGACUUUGACAUCCACACCUCUGGCGAACUGCAAGCUGGCUUAAGCUGGCGCAUCCUGCUCGAUGACGAAGACGACACAACUGUUUGCCGAGCCAAUGAGUCCCGGGGAAAGCUCGAGGUUAAGAACGCUAAAUAUUGGGCACCUGGUGCUGCAUACCUUUAUCAGCUUCGGGCUCAACUCAUACGCGGCGAUCAAGACGAGAUCCUCGAUUCAUACAACCUUUCCGUAGGCAUCCGUUCAGUUGAGGUUAGAGAUGGCCGCUUCCUCAUCAAUAGAAAACCCUUCUAUUUUACCGGCUUCGGCAAACACGAGGACGGACCUGUUCGCGGACGUGGUUAUGACGCAUCUUAUAUGAUACAUGACUAUCGUUUGAUGAAGUGGAUCGGUGCCAACUCAUUCCGAACCUCGCACUAUCCAUAUGCAGAGGAGGUUCUGGAGUAUGCUGAUAGGCAUGGCGUGGUUGUUAUCAACGAAACAGCCGCUGUCGGUCUCAACCUCAACAUUGUGUCGGGCAUGUUUGGCAAUAAGCAACUUGCCACGUUCUCUCCAGAGACAAUGAGUAGCAAGACUCAGGCUUCGCAUGAACAGGCUAUCCGCGAGCUUAUCAGUCGAGAUAAGAAUCAUCCUUGCGUUGUUAUGUGGAUGUUAGCAAAUGAGCCUGGGGCUAGUGAACAGGGAAGCCGGGAAUAUUUUGAGCCUCUUGUCACAUUGGCGCGAUCCCUGGACCGUCAGCAAAGGCCAAUGUGUUAUUCCCACAUGAUUCACUCCAAGCCUGACACAGACCGUAUCGCGGAUUUGUUUGACGUAGUCUGUAUGAACCGCUACUACGGAUGGUAUACACAGACAGGCAACCUCAAAGCCGCAGAAGUUGCCCUUGAAGCUGAGCUACGCAGUUGGCAAGAAGCCUAUGCCUCUAAGCCCAUAAUCAUGACCGAGUACGGCACAGACACAGUUGCAGGUUUACAUACUGUUUGCGAUGUUCCCUGGUCCGAGGAAUAUCAGGUUCGCUUCUUGGAUAUGUAUCAUCAGGUCUUUGACCGCAUUGACAAUAUUGUUGGCGAGCACGUGUGGAACUUUGCUGAUUUCCAGACAUCAGCCAUGAUUAUCAGGGUUGAUGGAAACAAGAAGGGUAUCUUUACUAGGGAUCGUAGGCCCAAGAGCGCAGCCCAUGCUCUCCGUGCUCGGUGGACUGGGCCAGUUGGAGGUCGUAAGAUACAGGCGACCGACUCCCAAGGUUGA
Fusarium poae is the source of this 1845-nucleotide messenger RNA. RefSeq lists its product as uncharacterized. The record is from RefSeq and is a predicted model, not a curated record. Gene Ontology annotation, molecular function: beta-glucuronidase activity; carbohydrate binding. Bases 1 to 1845 code for a protein of 614 amino acids. The transcript has a single exon. Gene Ontology annotation, biological process: carbohydrate metabolic process; glucuronoside catabolic process. NCBI's taxonomy places the organism in Eukaryota, Fungi, Ascomycota, Sordariomycetes, Hypocreales, Nectriaceae.